UUGGCGGGAAAUGUCUGUCAGAGAAGUGGUUCAAAACAAGCGGGACUGUGUUAGUGCUGCUGAACAAUAAGGAAAGCGAGCUCUAAGUCAACUACUACCAAAUUAAUCAAGGUUACUAAAAUGAUAGGGCAGAAAACUAUCAAUUAUUUUUUUUCGCCCAUUUCGAAGAAGAGAGCUUCGGAAGGGGAACAUGAGAGAGAGGAUACCCAAGAACAUGUUGGACGGGUGAAGAAGCUGAAGCUAUCAGGCAACGGAACGAUGGAGUCACCCCCUUCUCCACUGUGUCCAGAACUGCUGGCCCGAAUCGCCAAAAACAAGCAAGCUGCGUUGGAGAAACUGUCCGCCAGUAACACACCGGAUGAAUUUGGGGAGAGUUGGAGAAAGAGUUUGGUCUCUGAGUUUGGAAAGCCGUAUUUCAUAAAGUUGAUGUCUUUCGUUGAUGGAGAGAGGAAACUGAACACUGUCUACCCACCCCCUCAGCAUGUUUUCACCUGGACACAGAUGUGUGACAUCCAAGAUGUCAAGGUUGUAGUCCUCGGGCAGGACCCAUAUCACGGUCCAAACCAAGCCCAUGGAUUAUGUUUCAGUGUGCAGAGACCUAUCCCACCUCCACCCAGCUUGUUGAAUAUGUACAAAGAAUUGGCGUCUGAUAUAGAGGGCUUCCAGCACCCUGGACAUGGAGAUUUAACUGGAUGGGCUAAACAAGGUGUCUUGCUGCUCAAUGCUGUGCUGACCGUCCGAGCUCACCAGGCCAACUCUCACAAAGACAAGGGCUGGGAAACUUUCACUGACGCUGUGGUGCAGUGGCUCAGCUCCAACCGGGAGGGCCUCGUCUUCAUGCUGUGGGGGGCCUAUGCUCAGAAGAAGGGAGCAGCUAUUGAUAGGAAACGUCACCAUGUCCUUCCCACUGUACACCCCUCCCCUUUAUCUGCUCAUCGAGGCUUCUUUGGAUGCAAGCACUUUUCCAAGACCAAUGAGUUGCUGGAGAAAUCAGGGAAGGAGCCCAUAGACUGGAAGGCACUUUGAGAUGUCCUACACAGCCUUAUUUUCAUGGUGGGGGUUCCAAAAUUCAACUAACUAGAUUCAUCACUACUGCUACCAAACCAUAAGCUUAUGGUAUUAUUUUUGUUAUCAAAUAUCUGGGUGACAUGUUUGUAAAUGUUUACUGCAGUGGGCAAGUUCAUACUAAUUUCCUUUAUUGGCAGAUUAUAGUUUUCACUCUGGUUUGCAGUUUGCACCCUUUUUAAAAUUUUAUUGGAUUUGAUCUACAUUCAAGCAAAGUAAUACCUCAACAAGUAUUACUGUGUCAAAACAUAGCAGUUAUAUCAAGGUUUCCCAAACUCCGUCCUGGCCCCACCUCUGGGUGCACAUUUUGGUUUUUGCCUUAGCAUCACACAGCUGAUUCAAGUAAUCAAAGCUUGAUGAGCUGGUUAUUUGAAUCAGAUUUCUUUUUAGGAAACCCUGAGCUAAAUGUGGCUGGUCUGUAAAUAUGUAAUUAUUCUGUUCUUGAUUUUUAGUACUUUUUUUAUUAUGCUUUUCUACUUUAAAAAUAAACGUACUGUUAUUCAA
Messenger RNA from Oncorhynchus masou masou (cherry salmon), 1569 nucleotides. It is a transcript of the gene unga, whose product is annotated as uracil DNA glycosylase a. The record is from RefSeq and is a predicted model, not a curated record. Gene Ontology annotation, biological process: base-excision repair, AP site formation via deaminated base removal; base-excision repair. Gene Ontology annotation, cellular component: nucleus; mitochondrion. The transcript is spliced from 7 exons. Bases 121 to 1026 code for a protein of 301 amino acids. Lineage: Eukaryota; Metazoa; Chordata; Actinopteri; Salmoniformes; Salmonidae. Gene Ontology annotation, molecular function: uracil DNA N-glycosylase activity.